AUGUUUGCGCCCCUCCUGUCGACGGCGCUUCUUGCCUCCUCCGCCCUCGCGGCCGACACGUGCAAUGGGCACGCCGAGCUGUGCCAGCGCUCGUACGCCAACGUGACCUACCUCGGUGCGCACGACAGCUAUGCCGUCGGCGACUCGCUCUUCGCGAACCAGGCUAAGCCGGUCGAGGACCAGCUCGCGGACGGCAUCCGCGUGCUGCAGCUGCAGACGCACAAGAACAACGGCGCGAUCCACCUCUGCCACACGGCGUGCAACUUCCUCGACGACGGCCCGCUCGACGAGUAUCUCGCCAAGGUCCAGACUUGGGCCGAGGCCAACCCCUCCGAGGUCGUGACCCUCAUCGUGACCAACCCCGAGCUCACGGACCCGUCCGAGUUUGGCCAGGCGUUCCAGAAGGCCGGCCUCGACAAGCGCGCCUACAAGCCGCCCCAGGCCACGACGGCGUUCAACGAGUGGCCUACUCUCGGCUCGCUCAUUGACGCUGGCACCAACGUCGUCGUCUUCAUGGACUCCAAGGCCGACACGAGCAAGGUCGACUACAUCAUCCCCGAGUGGGGCAACAUCUGGGAGGACGCCUACAACGUCGUCGACACGGACUGGGGCUGCGCCGUCAACCGCUCGAACGGCGACACGGCGACGCAAAUGUUCAUGAUCAACCACUACCUCGACAAGUCGCUCGGCAGCCUGGGCGUGAUGCCCGACAAGGCUUCGCUGGGCACGACGAACUCCAAGGCCUCGCUCGACAAGCACGUCUCGAACUGCAACAUGCUCUACGGGCGUGCGCCGACGUUUGUCCUGCUCGACUUCUACUCCUCGAACGGCAACGAGCCCUUCGAGUGGGUCGCCGGCCUCAACGGCGUCCCCGCGCCCACGAACAAGGUCGAGACCGGCAACAUUGACGGCAAGAACGCCUCGCCCCAGGACGUCCAGAACGCCGGCGCUGGCGCGAGCGGCACCGACGCCAGCAAAACGACCCAGACUGGCAUUGUUGGAACCCAGGACGCGAACGGCGUCAAGUCGUCCGCGACCGCGCUCAAGGUCGCCGGCGGUUCUGUUGCUGCCGCCCUUGUCGGCGCCGCUGCCCUGUUCGCCCUCUAA
Messenger RNA from Trichosporon asahii var. asahii CBS 2479, 1107 nucleotides. RefSeq lists its product as uncharacterized. Bases 1 to 1107 code for a protein of 368 amino acids. The transcript has 2 exons. Gene Ontology annotation, molecular function: phosphoric diester hydrolase activity. The record is from RefSeq and is a predicted model, not a curated record. Gene Ontology annotation, biological process: lipid metabolic process. NCBI's taxonomy places the organism in Eukaryota, Fungi, Basidiomycota, Tremellomycetes, Trichosporonales, Trichosporonaceae.